AUGUCGCCUCCCAACGGAGCAGGGUCUUCCACCGCUGCCGACGCGCCGCAUGCGUACGUGGAUCAGUCGUCGGCCUACACCGACGCCAACGCCACCGCCGGCGCGGCCGAUGCUACGCGUGCCGACGCGGGUGGCCACGGCGCGGGCCACGCCGGCAUCGAGAAGGACGUCGGCACCAUCCUCGCGGGGCUGAACCAGGAGCAGCUCGAGAGUAUUGUCGCUGCAGCCCGCGCCACCGACAACGACCAGCACGGAUACGGCUCCGGCCAGUACGACACGGCCCACGCGCUCGCGCACCUCCCGCCCGGCCUCGGCCAGGCGGCGUCGACGCUGACGUCGUUUGCAUCGUCGUUCAAGCGCACCAAUGCACCUGUGGUGCCGAGCGACGAGGAAAUCACCUCGGGCACCGCCCUGACCGACUCGAGCCACCUCGGCGAUGCGCCGCCGCCGCCCGGCAUGGAGCACGACCUGCCGCAGGCGCGCCACGUUGGGCAGGCGAAGGGCGCGCCGGCCGCGCACGACCCUGCCGCCACGGCCGCUGCGCUCGCGGCCAUGGGCACACUUGCGGGUCGCCAGCUGCCGGCCAGCUCGCAGGCGCACCUCGGCGGGCGCGACGGCCUCGGCGCCGAGGCCGGCAUGGACGCCAAGUUCGUGAGCGACCAUGGCCUGAGCGGCGCGCGCUACAAGCGCAAAGGCCCCGAGCUCGACCGCCAGCGCAAGGACAACCACAAGGAGGUCGAGCGCCGUCGCCGCUCGGCGAUCAACGACGGUAUUGUGCAGCUCUCGCAGAUCGUGCCGGGCUGCGAUGUGAAGAACACGAACAAAGGGUCGAUCAUUAUUGCGGCUGUGCGGUACAUCCAGGACCUGAAGAACAACGAGGCGAGCAACAUUGAGAAGUGGACGCUCGAGAAGCUGCUCAUGGACCAGGCGAUGAACGACCUGAGCAUGUCGCUCGACGAGAGCCGUCGCGAGGUCGAGCGGCUGCGUGCGCAGCUCGGCAUGGCCGAGGGCCACGCCGCUGGCGAUAAGCAUGUGGCCGGUGGCGCACCGGCCGCGUACGGCGACCAGCGCUUCGGCGCGCAGGCAGCGUUCCAGGGCGGCGCCGGCAGCGCGACGCACGGCGAGCAGAACCUCGACGUCGGCCUCGGCCAGGGCCACGACGCCAGUGGCGCGCUCGACCACGGCAACAUGCUCGCCUCGCACGGCCUCGACGCGGACGCGAACAAGCGCGCCCGCCUCGUAUGA
Malassezia sympodialis ATCC 42132 is the source of this 1245-nucleotide messenger RNA. RefSeq names its product Cbf1p (gene CBF1). Gene Ontology annotation, molecular function: protein dimerization activity; DNA-binding transcription factor activity. Gene Ontology annotation, cellular component: nucleus. Lineage: Eukaryota; Fungi; Basidiomycota; Malasseziomycetes; Malasseziales; Malasseziaceae. The record is from RefSeq and is a predicted model, not a curated record.